Molecule: messenger RNA, 498 nt
Organism: Aspergillus bombycis
Lineage: Eukaryota; Fungi; Ascomycota; Eurotiomycetes; Eurotiales; Aspergillaceae
Product: DUF4604 domain-containing protein
Exons: 2
Coding region: 1-498 (165 amino acids)
Source: RefSeq, a predicted model, not a curated record
AUGUCCUUCAAGUCGAAGAAUCUCGCAUAUGAGGCGAAAGAACCGGCAUUCUUACAGCGACUUCGAAACCAAUAUGGAGAUACCUCCGGUCGCCUUGAGCGCCCAAUUGCUCGACCCCGAAAACUAAAAGAUGCCGACGACGAUGAUGAGCCUACCUAUGUUGAUGAAGAGAGCAACGAAGUUAUAUCAAAAGAGGAAUAUGAAGCUCUCGUUCGCGAUAGUAACAAGGAUAUCGGGGACACGGGGAAAGGAGAACCAGACCCGGAACAGCCCACAUCCCAAGAUAAAGAACAGGAUAAGGCAAGUACCCCGCAAGACGCGCCCAUAUCGAAACAGAAUAUGGCAGAGAUAGGCGGACCAAAGAAGCGAAAGCAGGCAAAGGUUAUUGGCGAAGAAGAGCCUGCAGCAGAAAAAGAAGAAACACAGCCGAAAGACACUGGAUCUCGGAAACCCAAGCAAAAGAAGAAGAAAAUCAAGCUCUCGUUUGACGAGGAAUGA